GGGUGACAUGAGCGGACUCUGGAGAGAUACUGACGUACAUCGUACUUUGAACAAGACCGAUCGACUUAUCCAGGGCGACCAGGGUUGGUUGGGAGGAUUUGCUAUCCAACGUAGCACGGAGACACCGGGCGGGCGCGACCAGCACACCGAAGCGAGCAUCGAAUCGGCAUCCUCACUUUGGUUGGUUCCACUCACGAGACACGGGAGGCGGAUUUGGUUGCCGUAAGUAUAGCCAGGCAUGUAGACACCACAAAAGAAACCACGGCAGGGGAAGAGAAGAUAUAUCUCGCAAGACCUCGCACCACUCGAUCCCUCACGACGCCUCGAACACCCAAGCCCGCAACCAUGGCAGAAUCGUCGCCGUCGCCUUCUUCCCCAACCGGCUUGAAUGCGGCCGCCACUAGUGAUCCCCCACCGGCCACCGAGUCUUCACAUUCCAAUCCGCAAGAUGUGUCCCAGGUCGCCGCCCCUUUGGCAAUAGAGCAUGAAGGUGAUCAUUCGGACUCGGACGGGGCAGAGCGCGACGACGAAUUUUCGGAUUAUGCAGAGGACUUUGCCAGCGAUACAACCUCCAUAAACUCUGAGAUCACCUCCUACCGCUUUGAGAAUGGACGGCGCUACCACUCCUACAAGGAAGGGGCCUACUGGGGCCCCAACGACGAGAAGCAGAAUGAGCAAAUGGACGUUGCCCACCACGUGUUUACACUGCUUCUCGACGGCAAGCUGCUUUUGGCACCCAUAGAGGAUAACAUCCAGAGGGCGCUGGAUGUUGGCACCGGCACCGGGAUUUGGGCCAUGGACUUUGCGGACGAGUAUCCCUCUGCUCAGGUCAUCGGCACGGACUUAUCGCCCAUCCAACCUGGUUUUCUACCCCCCAAUUUAACGUUUGAGAUCGACGAUGCCACAGAUGAAUGGGCCUUUCCGGAGAAUCAUUUCGACCUCAUUCACGUGCGUGCGCUAUACGGGGCUGUCGAUGACUGGAUCGCGUUUUAUCGUAAGGUUCUGCGGCAUCUACGGCCUGGAGGCUGGUUCGACCAACUCGAGAUGUCUAUUCAAUUCCAAUCGGAUGAUGGCACGGUGACCGAAGACCAUAUCCUGGCGAUUUGGUCGAAAACCUUUAUCGAGGCGGGUGAGAAAUUUGGCAAAACCUUUCGCAUCGCUGAUCUCGCCAAAGGUUACAUGCAGGAGGCUGGCUUUCAGAACGUGACCGAACAGCGAUUUAAGCUCCCCAUUGGACAGUGGAGCCGAGACAAAAGGCUGAAGAAAUUGGGGAUGUGGAACCUGAUCCAUUGCGAGCAGGGUAUUGAGGGGUGGGCCAUGGCGUUGCUGACUAGAGUGAUGGGAUGGAGCUAUGUCGAAGUGCAGGUCUUCUUGGCCCAGAUGCGGAAGGGUCUCCGCGACCCGAACACGCACGCCUAUUUCAAUGUCGUCGGGGUGUAUGGCCAAAACCCCACCGGAGCGUAUUAGAUUUAGGGGGUGCACCGCCGGCAGAGCUGGGGAGUGAUUGGAGUAGGCCGUGCAGGGGACUACUGCAAGCCGACAGGACUAGCCGUGUCAAGAAUGCGAAAGGGACGUUGAAUGGAGGGUCGGGGAGCCCAGGCUGGCCUUAGUUCGACUGUGAAGAUGUGGCUGCUGCGAAUGCCAUUGGAGGACGCAACAGUCUGUCUGUAUGUAAAUCGUCAAUAAUAGUACCAUUGUCGCGUGGGACAAGUUGUCAAGUUCUUCAGGCCAAAGUCAGACGGGGUCAUCUGCUCAGACCAUGACUCUAUUGUUCUUUCGGUUCUCUGCCAAUGACACACCCCACGGCUACAGAUUCCCCGC
This is a messenger RNA of Aspergillus heteromorphus CBS 117.55, 1821 nucleotides long. RefSeq names its product class I SAM-dependent methyltransferase. The record is from RefSeq and is a predicted model, not a curated record. The transcript is spliced from 10 exons. Bases 346 to 1467 code for a protein of 373 amino acids. Lineage: Eukaryota; Fungi; Ascomycota; Eurotiomycetes; Eurotiales; Aspergillaceae. Gene Ontology annotation, molecular function: methyltransferase activity.